Molecule: messenger RNA, 445 nt
Organism: Uranotaenia lowii
Lineage: Eukaryota; Metazoa; Arthropoda; Insecta; Diptera; Culicidae
Product: cytochrome c oxidase subunit 6C-like
Exons: 3
Coding region: 147-383 (78 amino acids)
Source: RefSeq, a predicted model, not a curated record
UUAAUUUCUUGCUAACAUCGAUAAAUUUCAGGCGAAAUGUAAAUUUAUCGUUUCAGCUGUCAUCGUUUGGAUGGUUUCUGUUUUCAGAAGAUACAAAUUUCAGGUGCUUUCAGGACUAAUUUUGUAGAGGAAACUCAUUGAAAAAGAUGUCUGAGGUCACGGCAAGGAUCCCGAAACCGGUGUUGCGCGGUCUGCACAACGCUUCCAUUAAGCAGAACCUGGCUGUGGCCAUGGGCCUGACUGUCAUUUCUGGACUGGCGUUCCACUUCAUGUACAUCGCUCCCAAGAAGCAGCGGUACGCUGACUUCUACAAGAACCGAGACACCAACAAAUCCUUCGAGCGGAUGAAGAAUGCCGGUUUGUUGCAAUCAGUCAAAGAUUAAAUUAUAGUACGUUUAGUUUGAUUGGAAAUAAAAACAACAGUUAAGAGCAAUCGAAUAGUAAA